This is a messenger RNA of Saprolegnia parasitica CBS 223.65, 373 nucleotides long. RefSeq lists its product as hypothetical. Bases 6 to 350 code for a protein of 114 amino acids. The transcript has a single exon. The record is from RefSeq and is a predicted model, not a curated record. NCBI's taxonomy places the organism in Eukaryota, Oomycota, Saprolegniomycetes, Saprolegniales, Saprolegniaceae.
CGCCGAUGCACCAAGUGCGGACCGGGACGUGGACGUCGGAGGAGCACGAGCUCUUCCUCAUUGGCAUUCAGAAAUACCCGAAAGGACCUUGGCGCAAGGUCGCCGAGCUCAUUCGGACGCGGUCCGUGCGCCAGACACAGACCCACGGGCACAAGUUCCGACUCAAGCUCGCACGCAUCGAGGCCCAGCGCUGGGUCGGCGGCUUCCGAUACCCCGUGCACCCGACCACCGCCCCGCUCAUUGUCACAGACGAGCUGCCGCCGCUCGCCCACGCUCUUGACUUUAUUCUCGAGCAGCUCAGCGAAUCCGACGACGAUCGACCACAACCCGCUAUGGUUGCAUCUUCCUAAUACAACACACUACCUUGCCUGCC